Molecule: messenger RNA, 1878 nt
Organism: Boeremia exigua
Lineage: Eukaryota; Fungi; Ascomycota; Dothideomycetes; Pleosporales; Didymellaceae
Exons: 1
Coding region: 1-1878 (625 amino acids)
Source: RefSeq, a predicted model, not a curated record
AUGAAGUCCUGGGACGUGAGGAGGCAAGAGAGCGAGCAUGGUACCGGGAGAACGGAGAUGCCCUCUCGUGCGCGCUUAGAGCAGGAGCUCGGCUCUCUCGACAUACAUGGGAUGGGUGAUACCGGUAUUUCCUUUGGUGCGGAUGGUGAGACGGCCAAAGAAAGCCAUGGAAAAGAAGAGGCCAUGAAGAGAAUGCGCAAAGAAGCCGAGAUAGCUCGGCUGAGCAAGAUGAUGCAAGAGAAGAACGAACGCAAGGCGGCGGAUCAGGCCAGGAUUGAAAGGAUGAUUCUCGCGCGCGCAGAGGCACAACGUCAGGCUAACGGCGCCAGCACCUCUGUAGAUAUUCCAAUCACUGCAAGGUCUGAGGAUGAAUCGCCAAAGAGCGAAAAGACAGCUGGGAAUACACCGAAGGAAGUUCAGAAGACUAUCGAGCGAGAAAAGUCCAAUGCAUCAGUGCUAUCAAAGGAGGAUCAGAAGAUGCUCAAAAAGAUCAAAACCGAUGGCAGAAAGGAAGGUAUCCGUGUUGCCGAAGCUGAGAAGGACGAGAAGGACAGACUAGCUGCUAGAGAGCAGAAAGAAAGAGCCAAUACACAAGAGAAUGAGCAUCUGGAGGCCGACUUAUUUGGUGGGUUGAUCGAAAAUUCUGGCGCGCCUGAACUCCCUAAGAAUAAGCUUCCCGAAGAGGUUCCUAGGAAGACAAAGAGCUCCAAGACAGUCAGACGCGUCCCAAAAGAGCCUGUACGCCGUGUCGUCGAGCAUUCAUCAGAGGAAUCUGACAGUAGCGAGCCAACCAAAAAGGUCAAGCCUAAGCUCAAGACUCCGGUGAAGAUCAGGAGAAAAAUGUCGUUGGCAGAUCUUUUGGCAGCAAGGAAGGCUAGAAGAGAAUCUCAAAGUGAGACAGAGAAGCCUGGACUCCCCGACAAGCCGUCUACAGCUAGCAAAGAGGUGGGCGAGAAACCUGCAACCGAAAGUAAAGCGGAAGAUGGUAAGUUGUCUAAGUCGGACGAGUUCGUCGCGGAGAAUGAUCUUAAACACGACACCAAGGAUGAGGUUAAGUUGCCGAGCGACGCGUUAAAUACUGAGAAAGUAAGUGUGGAGAUCACUGAAACGGAUACGAUCGUUGUGUCAGGCGAUGAGAGUGGUAAUGCUAAAGAAGCGACUAUCGAGACCACGACUCUGGCCGUCGAGGUCCAGCAGCAGGAAACGUCGGUCGAGCGUACUGAAGUGACAGAGACCACGACAGUGGUUAAUUCAAGCGAAGGCGAGAUGACAGUAGAGCGUUCUACCCACGUAGAAGCCAUCACUGCGACCUCCAUCCCCGAACAAGAGCUCCCUGACACCUCUUCUGCUUCUACAACACAUGAGCCACAAGACGGCGCCAGCAGCCCCGUCGAGGACUACUCAUCUCGCUCACAUCCCACUCCUCCCGCAAAGCGUAAGCGUUCUUUCACCGCGACAGAGCCCCAGCUGAACCCGGAGACACCCUCGAACCUUCAAACUGAGCUCCCCUCCUCAAAAAAGCGCAAAUUCACAUCCCCAGUUUCGCCCACCGAGCACCCUGCUGCUGCUCCGACAUCGAUCCUAUCUGUGUCUGAGCCCACUGUCCCCCCGCCUGAGCCUAGUGCUUCUGCACCCGAGACGCAUAACAACCCUCCUGCGUCUCCAGGCGCGGCGUCAGUCGCCUCGCCGACGUCCUCGUCGCCGAGUAAGAAGCGGAAGAUGACCGAGGAUGGAGAUGAGAUGGUGAGUGCAGAGGAGACUAAGCGCGUGAAGCACGUGCAUGACGGUGAGAUCCCAGCGGGUGGAGAGGUGGAGGGUGAGUCUGUAGAGAGUGGCGAGAGUAGCGAUGACAGCUUUGAUUCGUUGUUCGAUGAGUGA